UAGCUGGUGGGGAGUAUUGCCAUCGAAGUACUACGUUUAACACUUUCGUGAGAAUAUUUAUUGUGGGCUUUGGUAGGUGUCGCAGGACCCUCUUCGGAAUGCCGUUUUGGCCCAAAGAUUUUGUAGUGCUGAUUGGUGAAGCGGGCUGCUAUUCAACAGAAUUUAUUUCAUGAACACGUGAAAGAAAGAGGUUCUGGUAACCAUGUUCAACACCUACACAUAAGGCUCCGGAAACUCGCCUCACCACUUUUACCUUGAAAGUGGUAACUGAAAUUUUUGUAUAAACGUAGAUAAUACUUAAUAUUCGACGUGGUUCAUAUCCAAAAUCCGAAGUUUCACAGUAGAUUUACGUUUCGGAGAACCGUUUUCUCGAACUGUUACCAUGGAAACCGUAGCAAACAAUUUAAGGGAAGAACGGUGUAAGUCUUUAAAUGAGCAACCAUAAUGCAAGUGGAAAGAAAACAAUAUUAUAUUGCUGGUAUUAGUGUGGAUUCAUUUAUCAAUUAAUAAUUUGUAGGAUUUGAGGUUUUCACAGUGGUGAGUCUGAAGAUUGCUGUCUUCUGGGUUAUUGCUGGGGAAACUACCAUACUUGCCACUGCUUUAAGAAGAAACAACUAAAAAUGGCUAUGCAGAAACAACCUAAUUCUUCAACCAAAUGCUCAGUGCAUAACAUAAAGAGGCAGUCAUCAAAACUACAAAAGAUAGUGCAACCAGAUGAAAGUAAUUUGACGUUUGAAGAGUUAUUUUCCCUCCCGAAAGCAGUCCUUAGACCUCGUGUUCCUUUUCAUAAGAAAACUAAAUCACAGUUGCAUAAAGAGAAGGAGGGUCAGGUACACCAUAAGUCAUACAUGGCAAUGCGAAAGGAAAGGGAGGAAUUUCGCAAGAAACUUGUUUAUUUUAUUUUUAAGGAAAAUGAAGAAAUACCGGAAACUUUUCAAAUUCCAUCUCGAGAGGAGAAGGAAGUCUUGAGAUACUAUUAUUAUAUCCAUAAUGGAAUCAAUACAGUUUAUGUACCUCCACUUGAGCAAGCAUGUUUGAACAACAUAUAUUCACAGAUAUCAAAGAAACUCCAGACAUACAGUACAGUGAAGGAGCAGCUUACUGAGGAACUGAAGGAAGAGUUCUUGCUAAGUGUAAAGAAAGCAGCUGUAGACUUUGUGCUUCAAGAACCAAGUGAGAGUAACAAUCAGAUAAAGCAGUAUGACUCAAUUUAUAGGCAGGAACUGAAACAGAUGUCCAAGACAUGGAGGCCUACAUUUGAGAGGAAUUUAGCAAAGAUACAAAAGAAUCUGCAUACAGUGAAUCCUUGUUUGGCAAAGGUCCUUGAUCUUUGGUACAAGUCUUUCAGUGAAAUGAGACUUGUGGAUGUGAAGGAAAUUAGCAAGAUUGGUGUUGCUUUUGAGCUGGCAGAAUUUCAGGCACUGGUCUCCACACACAUUGAUGCAGCCAGGGAUCAUCUUAAGACACAGUGGUUUCCAGCCAUUGAGAACAUAUUAUUGCUGGUUGAGGAUGGUGGAGAAGGCCUCCAGGGCAAGAGAAAGAAGCUGUUGCCAAAUCCAGAUUUUCCAAAGAAGAUGUCCCAGUUUUAUAAUUGCUUGGCCACUAUUAUGACCUACCAGUUGCAGUCAUUGUGUCUUGACUCCAUUGUGGACUUAACAGACUUCAUCUGUGAUGUGGGGCUUAUGAAUCCAGGGUUCAUUGUGAAUAUAUCCCUGAGGAACAAGGUCCUUGUCUUUAAACCAUCCUUCAACAGCUACCAUGAUGCUCUACUACACAUGUACGAUGUAAUAACGUCAGCUGUCAGGAACCUACCCCGGCUUGAAACAAAGGUCUGCAUAGACUGGGGAGGAUCCCAGACAGUUCUUAAGCCCAUCAUUCCAGAUGCCAUCAUAGAGAAUUACAAAGAGAGAGUUAACACCAUUCUAGAAGAUCAGAGAAUUGGACCUGAGUUGCGAGUUCAAGAUUUUGAUGAUUAUAUGCACCUUGUUAAUGAUGAGGCCCAGGAGGAAGUAGACAAAUUCCUGUCUGUGGAGCAUCCAUUUGAAGAGUUUGUGCCACUGAUCUUGAAGUACCAUGGACUGGCCCAGGAGAUCCCGUGUAGAGCUGAACAUGUUGUAACAAUGGGGAUGUAUGAGAUGCACCGUAAUGAACUGAUCCAGACUAUGGUGAGGCAGGCACAGGAUCUGAGGGAUCAGCUUUUGGCCCACAUGACACACAGCUACCAAGCCCUAUGUAGACAACUUGGAGAGGAAUAUGAGGAAAUAUCAGCUAAGACACUAACUCUCCCUGCCAACACAGCAGAGCUCAUGGAUUUCAUAACAUAUGUACAGAACAUGGAGAACAAAACUGUGUUGUUAAUGGAGAAUUGGCUGCGAGAGAUUUGCAAGUACAUGCUGUUUCUCGCUGAUUAUACCACUUUCACACAAGUUGAGAUGAAGCAGAACUCUUCUACUUUCCAAUGGUACCUUCGCAUGCCAACUAUUUUUGAUGAACAUCGCCAGAUAGUUGAACAGAAAUCAGCUGAGUAUCAAGAGUUUCUCAGACUCCGAAUUAAGAAAUUUAUUGAGGAUUUGGAAUUAUAUGAAAAGCAACUGGAAGAUUUCAACACAUUUGGCAGCUUAGAAAAUUUGCCCAAGUAUCUUAAGAAGGCACAGCACUUAGACACAUGUAUCCAAAAUGCUCAGGACAAAGUAGAAAGUUUCAAUAAGGAAGAAGUUGCAUAUGGGUGGGAGCAAUCACAAUACCCUCAGCAGAAAGAACUGGUAUGUAAGCUGAGCCCAUACAAGAAGUUAUAUGAAACUGCAACUGACUUUAUUGUAAGACAUGACUUGUGGAUGAACACCCAGGUGGGGUCACAUGAUCCUGAUGAAAUCAGUACUGAUGUGGACACAUGUUACCGAACCAUUCACAAUUUGGAGAAGAUAUUUGCUGAGCAGCUAGCAGUGAAGGAUUUAACUUCCACUAUCCGGGAAAACAUAGAAGAGUUCCGUGAACAUGUGCCCAUCAUUCAAACACUGGGUAAUCCAGGAAUGAAAGAACGACACUGGGAAAAGGUUUCUGAACUUGUUGGCUUUCCAAUCAAACCUGGUCCAGAUUUGACCCUUGCGAAGGUGAUAGACUUUGGAUUGCAAGAGUUUCUUCCACGUUUUAAAAUAAUUAGUGAAGCAGCUACUAAGGAGAAUAACCUUGAGACAGCCUUGAACAAGAUGCAGAAGGAGUGGGAUGAAAUGCUUUUCAGUGUUAGAUUGUACAGAGAAAGUGGCACAUACAUUCUAUGUGCAGUGGAUGACAUACAGUUGUUGCUGGAUGACCACAUUGUCAAGACACAGACUAUGAAGAGCUCUCCAUAUAUAAAGCCAUUUGAACAGGACAUUAUUACAUGGGAAGGCAAACUAACACUGCUACAGGAAGUUCUGGAUGACUGGUUGAAAGUGCAGUCAACUUGGUUAUAUUUGGAGCCAAUUUUCUCAUCACCUGAUAUCCAAGCUCAGAUGCCUGAAGAAGGACGCAGAUUCAGUGCUAUUGAUAAGAUCUGGCGAGACAUCAUGAAGUUGGUGGUCAGUGAUCCAAAGGUGUUAUCUGUGUUGGAAAUUGACAAAAUGCUGGAACGCCUGAAGAAGUGCAGUAGCCUCCUGGAGGUGAUACAGAGAGGUCUCAAUGACUACUUGGAAAAGAAGCGGCUCUACUUUCCGCGAUUUUUUUUCCUGUCAAAUGAUGAACUACUUGAAAUCCUAUCUGAAACGAAGGAUCCCACUCGUGUUCAGCCACAUCUGAAAAAGUGUUUUGAGGGGAUUGCAAGCUUGCAUUUCACAGAUGAUCUGGAUGUCACCACCAUGAAGUCCAGUGAGGGGGAGGAAGUGGUAUUGGUUGAUGUUAUUUCCACAUCGCAUGCCCAGGGUCAGGUAGAGAAGUGGCUGUUGGAGCUGGAGGGGGAUAUGAAGAAAAGUGUUCAUAUGCAAGUGAAGAAUGCAUGGAAGGUGUACCCCACCUGGGACCGAGACUGCUGGGUGCUGAAGUGGCCAGGACAGACUGUGCUCUGUGUUGCCAUGACAUAUUGGACCUCAGAAGUUCACAAUGCAAUCAGAGUUGGACCUGGUGGCCUAAGUGGAUAUCUGGGAGUGUGCAAUGAUCAGAUCAACAAAAUUGUGGAUCUUGUGCGUAGGAAACUUAGCACACAAAACAGGAUCACCCUCGGUGCUCUGAUUGUGUUGGACAUGCAUGCCCGGAAUGUGGUACAAACACUAAUAGACAAGGCAGUAGAUAGGGAUAAUGACUUUCAGUGGCUGUGCCAGCUUCGCUAUUACUGGAGGGACGAAAUGCUAGCAACUAAUAUGAUGAACUCUCAGCUGAUGUAUGGAUAUGAGUACCUUGGAAACUCACCACGUCUCGUCAUCACGCCACUAACUGACCGAUGCUAUAGGACCCUGUUUGGAGCACUGCACUUCCACUUGGGGGGUGCUCCAGAGGGCCCAGCUGGUACAGGGAAGACAGAAACAACAAAGGGACUGGCAAAGGCUGUUGCCAAACAAUGUGUGGUGUUCAAUUGCUCAGAUGGACUUGACCACAUUUCUCUUGGGAAAUUCUUCAAAGGAUUGGCUUCGUGUGGGGCCUGGUUGUGUUUUGAUGAAUUCAACCAUAUUGAUCUUGAGGUGCUUUCUGUGGUGGCACAGCAGAUAUUGACCAUUCAGAGGGCCUUAAGCUUAAGUGUCCAGAAGUUUAUAUUUGAGGGAACAGAAUUAAAGCUAGAUCCUACAUGUGCUGUAUUUAUUACAAUGAACCCAGAACAUGCUGGCCGCACUAAGGUGCCAGACAAUCUCAAGGCAUUGUUUCGACCAGUGGCAAUGAUGGUGCCAGACUAUGCCCUCAUUUCAGAAGUUAUAUUGUGUUCUCAUGGUUUUGUGAAUGCACAACGCCUAGCUGUAAAGAUUGUGACCAUGUACAAACUGUGCUCAGAUCUACUUUCCUCACAGCACCACUAUGAUUAUGGAAUGUGUGCUGUGAAGUCUGUACUGUCCGCUGCUGGAAACCUGAAACUUAAGUACCCAGAAGAGUCUGAGGAUAUCCUAAUACUGCGCUCCAUCAAAGAUGUCAACCUUCCUAAGUUCCUCAGCCAUGAUCUUCCACUCUUUGAGGGCAUUGCAUCAGAUUUAUUUCCUAGGGUCAUUCUGCCAGUGAAAGACUAUACAAUCUUCAACACAGCAGUAAAGAAUGCCUGCAAAAUUGCCAACAUACAGUGUAUACCACCUUUCUUAGAGAAGAUACAGCAGAUCUAUGAAAUGAUGAUUGUGAGGCAUGGCCUCAUAAUUGUGGGAUUUCCAUUUGCAGGCAAGACAACUGCAUACCGCAUGCUGGCAGAUGGCUUGGCUGAACUGGAAGGAAAGGCCUUAAUGGAUGAACACAAAGUUGAGGUCACUGUGAUUAAUCCCAAGUCCAUCACAUUGGGACAGCUGUAUGGGCAGUUUGACCCUGUGUCACGUGAUUGGUCUGAUGGGAUCCUUUCUGCUAGCUACCGUGCAUUUGCGUUAUCAACCAAUCUAAACAGGAAGUGGUUGGUAUUUGAUGGGUCAGUGGAUUCAGUGUGGAUUGAGAAUAUGAACACUGUGCUAGAUGACAACAGAAAACUGUGCCUUGUGUCAGGGGAGGUCAUUCAGCUUGCUCCCACCACCAACCUUUUAUUUGAAGCUAUGGACCUUGAUGUGGCCUCCCCUGCAACAGUGUCUCGCUGUGGCAUUAUUUACAUGGAGCCAGAAACCCUUGGAUGGGAGCCAUUGUUGGAGUCAUGGCUCAGUACUUUGCCACCUAAUCUGAAUGAUCAGAAUAAAGUAAAGUUGCAUGACAUGUUUCUUCGCUUCGGUUAUCCCCUCCUUCAUCUUAUUAGGAAAGGAGGUGUGAGAGAGCUUACAUCAUCCUCUGACUCAAGUUUAAUGCAUUCAAUGAUGAAUUUAUUUGACACUUUCAUGGAUGACUUCUAUGAUGAGAAGUACAUGCAAGGAAUCUCAGACUUGGAUCAAAGAGCCCAGUUGGAGGGUGUGUUCUUCUUCUCAUGUAUAUGGUCACUGGGAGGUACACUGGACACCCAAGGUCGUGCAAGGUUCAACAUUCUGUUUCGAGGAUUGCUGGAGAAGGAAUUUCCAGCAGCUCUGAAGGAAGAGUUUGGGCUGCCAAUGACUGUGAAACCGCCCCUCAAACCAUACAUAUUCCUCAUCCCAGCUCAUGGACUGGUGUAUGACUACCACUUCAUUAAAGAGGGAAAAGGGAAAUGGAAGCUGUGGUCAGAUGAACUCAGUUCUGUGCCUCCAAUUCCUCGUGACAUUCCUGUGAAUCAGAUCAUAGUGCAAACUGUGGAGACAGUCUGCAGCAUUGCUGUAAUCAUGUUGCUUGUAACACACAACAAGCCAGUCAUGUUUGUGGGACCCACAGGCACAGGAAAAUCCAGUUACAUCACUGACAUUUUGCUACAUAAAGUGAACAAGGAAAUGUACAAGCCACUGUUUAUUAACUUCUCUGCACAGACAUCAGCCAAUCAGACACAAGAAAUCAUCAUGAGCAAACUUGAUAGGCGGAGAAGAGGAGUAUAUGGGCCACCACUUGGCAAGCGGUGUGUGGUGUUUGUGGAUGAUGUGAACAUGCCUCUGAAAGAGGUUUAUGGGGCCCAGCCUCCCAUUGAGCUCCUUCGUCAGUGGCUGGACCAUAGGACCUGGUAUGACUGUAAGGAUGUCUCCCCUAUUAAACUGAUUGACAUUCAGCUAAUGUGUGCUAUGGGUCUCAUCAGCCAGGGUGGAAAUACUGUUACCCCAAGAUUUAUGCGCCACUUCAACAUCUUGUGCAUUGAUGAGUUUCAAGAUGAAGUCAUGAUCCAUAUCUUCAGCAAGAUAAUGCUGUGGCAUCUCGAUACAAGAGGAUUCAGCAAAGAGUUUGAUCCAUGCAUUGAGCAGCUGGUAAUGGCAACUUUAGACAUUUAUAAGAAGUCACGAGCCUACUUGCUGCCAACACCUACCAAGUCACAUUACCUAUUCAGCCUGCAAGAUUUCUCAAGGGUUAUCCAGGGUGUGUUGCUAUCUGUACCUGAGGCUAUGGAGGACUUGAUUUCCAUGAAGAGGCUCUGGGUACAUGAAAUCUUGCGAGUGUACUAUGACAAACUGGUUGGUGACAGUGAUCGCAGUUGGUUGUUUGAUCAGCUCAACAUAGUGAUAAAGAACAGACUGGAAGAGGACAUGAAUGAGAUGUUCUUGCAACUCAGAACAGAUAAUGAGAAGGUUGGUGAAGAAAAUAUGAGAAAACUAAUCUACUGUGAUUUUGCUAAUCCUAAGGCUGAUUCAAGGAAUUAUAUUGAGGUUCUAGACUUAAGUCACCUGCGUUCUGUGUGUGAGGGCUAUCUGAAUGAGUUCAAUAAUAUGUCCAGGAAGCCCAUGAAUCUUGUGUUUUUCAGUUAUGCAAUUGAGCAUCUAUCCCGGAUCUGCCGGAUUCUGAAGCAGCCUCAGAGCCAUGGCCUGUUAAUUGGGGUUGGGGGUUCAGGACGACAGUCUCUCACUCGCCUUGCAGCACACAUAUCUGAGUAUGAGCUGUUUCAGGUAGAGGUUUCCAAGCAGUACGGUGUGAAAGAGUGGCAUGACAAUUUGAAGAGCAUCUUGCAACGUAUGAGUUCUACAGAGCAACAUGCAGUGUUUCUCUUCACUGAUUCACAGAUCAAAGAGGAAAUGUUUUUGGAGGACAUCAGUAACUUAUUGAAAUCUGGUGAAGUUCCAAACAUUUUUGGACCAGAAGAGAAAGGAGACAUAUGUGAAAAGAUGAGACAGUUUGACAAACAGCGAGAUAAAUCAAUUCAAACAGAUGGGAGUCUUGAUGCCCUGUUCAACCUGUUUGUGUCUAUAGUAAGGGAUCAGCUGCACAUUGUGCUGGCUAUUAGUCCCAUUGGGGAUGGUUUUCGGAAUCGCAUCCGCAAGUUCCCUGCCAUUGUCAACUGUUGUACCAUAGAUUGGUUUCAGGCUUGGCCUAAUGAUGCUCUGCUGGCUGUGUCUAAUCACUUUCUCGCAGAUGUGGAGUUGACAGAGAAGGAGCAUGAUGCAUGCAUCAGGAUGUGUCAAGAGUUCCACAUGUCCACCCAGAAUUUAUCCGUGGAGUUCUUCAAGAGACUGGGUCGGCACAAUUAUGUGACAGCCACCUCAUACCUUGAGCUUAUCAACACGUUCAAGGAACUUCUGAGCAAGAAAAGAGGGGAAGUGCUAAUGGCAAAGUCUCACUAUGAAGUUGGGAUAGAGAAGCUGGAUCGUGCAGCGGGUGAAGUCUCAUUAAUGCAGGAAGAACAGGUGGCACUGCAGCCCAAGUUGGUUGUAGCAGCUGGUGAGGUGCAAGAGCUGGUAGCCCAAGUGGAAAAGGAUUCUGCAGAUGUGGCAGGGGUGGAAGAAGUGGUGAUGGCAUAUGAGGAGGUGGUGAAUCAGCAAGCAGCUCAUGCUGAAGAAAUAAUGGAUGGGUGUAAUGCUGAUCUUAAUAAGGCAAGGCCAAUGCUGAACACAGCUAUAGCUGCCCUCAGCACGAUCACUCCUAAUGAUAUAAAUAUUGUUAAAACUAUGAAGAGUCCUCCAAAAGGAGUCAAACUGGUCAUGGAGGCUGUUUGUAUUCUCAAGGAUGUGAAACCUGACCGAAUCCCAGAUCCAAGAGGUUCUGGAAGGAUGCUGGAGGAUUACUGGGCUUCUUCCAAGCGAAUGCUAGGAGAUACAAAGUUCCUGGAUUCCCUAAUUGAAUAUGACAAAGACAAUAUCCCACCAGCCAUCAUGAAGAUUUCAGAGCAGAUACUUCCUGAUGAAAACUUUGAUCCUGAGAAAGUUAAAUCUGCAUCCACAGCUGCUGAAGGUCUUUGCAAGUGGGUGAUAGCCUUAUCAGAGUAUGACAAAGUAGCUAAAAUUGUAGAACCCAAGAAACAGGUGCAUGCCAAGGUUGAAGCCGAUCUUGCAGUUGCUCUGACAGCAUUGGAAUUGAAGAGAGCCCAGUUACGUGAAAUGCAGGAUAAACUUUCUCAACUAGAAGUGGUAUUGAGCCAAAAUAAGCAACGCUAUGCCAUGCUGCAUGUAGAAGUGGAGCUUUGCAACAUGAAACUGAAGCGGGCUGAAGAUCUGAUUGGAGGGCUUGGAGGAGAGAGGACUCGCUGGUCUGCUACAGCAAAGGCACUCGGUAAAAAAUACGAAACCCUGACAGGUGAUGUGCUGAUUGCUUCUGGUGUGGUGGCAUACCUAGGAGCCUUCACACUACAGUUCCGUGAGCAGCAGAUAGUCUCCUGGGAGAAGCACUUAACUGAUCUUCAGAUCACAUGCUCAAAAGACUUCAUGCUGGCUGCAGUAUUGGGGGAAGAUGUAGAAAUUAUACAGUGGAACAUCUAUGGAUUACCGAGUGAUACGUUUGCAGUGGAUAAUGGAAUCAUAAUCAAAAAUUCUCAUCGAUAUCCACUGAUGAUUGAUCCUCAAGGUCAAGCUAACAAGUGGGUGAAGAACAUGGAGAAGUCCAACAAUCUGAGUGUUAUCCGCCUUACUAGCCCUGACUAUGCCCGUGUGCUGGAGAAUGGAGUGCAAUUUGGAAUGCCUGUUCUACUAGAAAACAUUGGAGAGGAAUUGGAUGUCAUGUUGGAGCCACUGUUGCAAAAGCAGACAUUCAAACAAGGUGGAUCCUUGUGUAUCAAGCUGGGGGACUCCACUGUAGAGUACAACUUGAACUUCAGGAUGUACAUCACAACAAAGUUACACAAUCCACACUAUCAACCUGAGGUAUUAGUGAAAGUAACCCUGUUGAACUUCAUGGUAACACCUGUUGGGUUGGAGGACCAGCUGCUGGGCAUUACUGUUGCUAAGGAGCAAUCUGACCUGGAGGCAGAGAAGAACCAGCUUAUUAUACAGAGAGCUAAGAAUAAGAGAAUGCUGAAGGAGAUAGAAGACAAGAUACUAGAAGUUUUGUCUGCAUCAGAGGGCAACAUCUUGGAGGAUGAGACAGCUGUUAAUGUGCUCAGUUCCUCAAAGUCACUGGCCAAUGAAAUCCAGGACAAACAGUCUGUGGCUGAGGAGACUGAGAAAUCUGUCGACAAGGCUCGGCUUGUGUACAGACCCAUUGCCAAUUACUCUUCUGUCCUCUACUAUACCAUUGCUGACCUGGCCAACAUCAACCCUAUGUACCAGUAUUCUCUGAUAUGGUUUGUGAGCCUCUUCAAGGCUGCAAUUGACAACACAGAGAAGGUGGAAGAUGUUGAACAACACAUCACAGUCCUCACUAAAUGCUUCACAUACUCAUUAUACGUUAAUGUCUGCAGGGGCUUGUUUGAGAAGGACAAGCUGUUCUUCUCCUUUAUACUGACUGUGAACCUCUUGAGGAACAAGAAUCAGUUGGACGUUCGAGAAUGGAUGUUCCUCUUGACAGGGGGGAUUGGUUUGGGCAAUCCAUAUGCAAAACCUGUUGCCUGGUUGCCACAGAAGAACUGGGAUGGUUGGUGCCAGCUUGAUGAUCUGAAUAAUUUCAAGGGUAUUCGUGUUCACAUGGAGAAGAAUCAAGACAAAUGGAAGGCAGUGUUUGAUGAUGCAGAACCCCAAAAUGCCAAGUUUCCUGCUCCUUGGCCUGAGAAACUAUCGGAGUUUGAAAACAUGCUUGUUCUCCGAUGUAUACGACCUGACAAACUUGUUACAGCUGUUCAGAACUUUGUGCAACACAACUUGGGGAAGGAAUAUGUGGAGCCACCUACAUUUGACCUGACUUCAUCCUUCAGUGACUCAAAUUGUUGUGUGCCACUCAUCUUCUUCUUGACCCCCGGAGCUGAUCCCACAGCUAUACUCCUCAAGUUUGCAGAUGAUCAGGGCUUUGGAGCAAAUCGUUUAUAUAUUCUUUGCUUGGGUCAAGGGCAGGGCCCCAUUGCCAUAAAAUUGGUAGAGGAAGGCAUCCAUAAUGGGACAUGGGUCAUACUUCAAAACUGUCAUUUGGCAGAGAGCUUCAUGCCAACCCUUGAAAAGAUUUGUGAGAGCUUCACACCUGAGACAACACAUCCUGACUUCCGCUUGUGGCUCACAUCAUACCCAGUUGCACAUUUCCCUGUGCAGGUGCUGCAGAAUGGGAUCAAGAUGACUAAUGAACCCCCAAAGGGACUUAGGGCCAACAUCAUCAGGUCAUAUCUCUGUGACCCAAUCAAUGAUUCUGAGUUCAUUGAGAGUUGUAAGCAGUUGGAUAACUUUAAGAGGCUGCUGUAUGGACUAUGCUUCUUCCAUGCACUGGUUCAGGAACGACGCACAUUUGGGCCUCUGGGUUGGAACAUUCCAUACGAGUUCAAUGAGAUAGAUUUAUGCAUCAGUGUUACACAGUUACGAAUGUUUCUUGAUGAAUAUGAGGAUAUUCAAUAUGAAGCACUGAAAUAUCUCACUGGGGAAUGUAACUAUGGUGGACGAGUGACCGAUGAAUGGGACCGCCGCACACUAAACACUAUCCUGGCAAAGUUCUACUGUCCUGAUCUUGUGGAAGAAGACACUUACUACUUUUCUCCAUUUGAUAUCUACUAUGCUCCAAAGGGAAAAGAGAAUGAUCUGUUUGUGAAUUACACGAGCCAACUGCCCCUCAUCACUCACCCUGAGGUAUUUGGCCUGCACGAGAAUGCUGAUAUUAAGAAGAACCAGCAAGAGACUGAGCAGCUACUGAACAACAUACUGCUGACACAGGAUAGAACUGAUAUAGUGUUACAGGAUGCACUUUUAGCAGAGAGCUCAGCAAAGUCUCCAGAUGAAGUAGUGCUGGAAGUGUCAGCUGAUAUAUUGAAUAAGCUUCCCAGGAACUUUGACCUGAAUCUGGCUGUGGAAAAGUAUCCUACACAGUACAAUCAAUCCAUGAACACUGUGCUGGUCCAAGAGAUGGGACGAUACAAUGUCUUAUUGACAUGUAUUGAAAAUAGUCUCAUCAACAUUCAGAAGGCUGUCAAGGGAUAUGUGAUGAUAUCAUCAGAGCUGGAAGAAGUGAUGACAAGCAUCCUGACUGGGAGGAUCCCAUCCAUGUGGAUGCAGCAGUCAUAUCCAUCUUUGAAACCACUUGGCAGCUACAUUACUGAUUUCCUGGCUCGACUUGACUUCCUCCAGAAAUGGUUUGUAGAUGGGCCCCCACCAACAUUUUGGCUGCCUGGGUUUUUCUUCACACAAGCCUUCCUCACAGCAGCACAGAUUAAUUCAGCUCGGAAAUAUAAAAUCCCAAUUGAUAUGCUUGCAUUUGAUUUUGAGGUGAUGAAGGAAUGUGACUACAAAACACCUCCAGAAGAUGGGGUAUACAUAUAUGGUUUAUUCCUAGAUGGAGCUCGUUGGAAUCAUGAAGCAUUCAUUCUUGAUGAGUCACUGCCCAGAGUGUUAUUUAGUUCUGCACCUGUUAUAUGGCUGAAACCAAUGAAGCAGUCAGAUAUUGUACAGCAACAAACAUACAUAUGUCCUGUGUACAAGACGUCUGAAAGACGAGAUGAGCUUUCUGCAAUAGGCCAUUCAACCAACUUUGUUGUUGCCAUAUCAUUGCCAACAGUGAAGCCGGCUAACCACUGGAUUAUGCGCGGGGUGGCCAUGCUUUGCCAGCUGUCAGAGUAGUAACAAUAUCUCUAGUCUCUGAGUUUGCUAUGAGUUUUGAAUUACUUAUAAUAAUAUAAUUUGUGUUAAUUGAUGUGUUAUAUUAUUCUGUGCAAUGGUUCUGUUUCCUUCUUUAUAAUUUUUAAGGUUGUUUUUGUCUUUGUUAUACACGUAAUUUAUUAUGCUGUCAAAUAUUCAGAAUCUCCUGUUUGCUCUGUAUAUAUAUAUAUAUAUAUAGUUGAAACAUAUAUGUUGGAUAUUUUUAGAGUUUAGUUGAGUUUAGAACAUAAAAUAAGCAAACAAACAAACUAUUAACACUAUAAAAAAGACACUAGUGCCAAACACGUUUCAACCUCAAGAGGUCAUCAUCAGUGGCAACAGGAAAUUAAUUCAUUUAAUCAAAAUGGUUUAGAAAACAAAUCAUGAAGUAGAAUAUUUUACAAAAGCAUAUCAAGCAACACUACACUAGCUGUUGGUUUCACAGGAGUUGAACUGUGCACUUAGCUAUUGAUCCAAUGGUCCGGUGGCCAUAACUGGUCUGCGGCGAGCCAUGGUUGCGUCGUCCAUACCUGUGAACUCCAAUGAAGCAUUGGAGUUCACAGGUAAUAGUUUGUUUGUUUGCUUAUUUUAAGUUCUGAUACACUACACAGUAUGCAAAGUUUUAAGAUUAGUUGAGUUUAGAUAUCACAACAUUCUGUAUCCUGUUCCUUACUGUGGUGUAAUAAAUCUGACUAAAUUUUA
Molecule: messenger RNA, 13298 nt
Organism: Zootermopsis nevadensis
Lineage: Eukaryota; Metazoa; Arthropoda; Insecta; Blattodea; Termopsidae
Source: RefSeq, a predicted model, not a curated record